AUGUGCAAUAAAUAUUUUUAUGUGAACCUUCUUUUCAUUUUCUACCUCUCAGUAUUUCACAAUGUUUAUGCUUCUCAAACCAAGAAUCUCAAUUUGCAACUCAAAAGUGUGAACCUUGGAAAUUGGCUUGUUAUUGAAGGAUGGAUGAAACCUUCUCUCUUUGAUGGAAUAAUCAACAAUGAUCUUUUGGAUGGAACACAUGUACAAUUCAUGUCAUUAAAAUUGCAAAAGUAUGUUUGUGCAGAACUUGGAGGAGGAACUGUUAUUGUUGCGAACCGAACUAGACCUUUUCACUGGGAAACUUUCAGAUUGUGGAGAGUAAAUGAAACAAUGUUUAAUUUAAGAGCGUCAAAUAAGCAGUUUUUGGGAUUAGAAGAUGAAAACAAAUUAGUGGCUGAUAUAGAUUCACCAGGAAACAAAGAAACAUUUGAGAUUGUGAGAAAUGAUCAUGAUCCAAACAUGACCCAUUUUGGUGAUGGGUGUGAGGGCAGGAUCAAAGCUUCCAAUGGUUUGUUUUUACAGGCCAUAUCAGAGAGUUUAAUAAGCACAGGAACAGUUUAUGAAGAAUCCAUAUGGGAGGACAAUGACCCUUCUAUAUUCAAAAUGACCGUUUUGUCUGACACAAUCCUAAAAGGAGAAUACCAAAUUACAAACGGUUAUGGUCCAAACAAAGCUUCCAAAAUCAUGCAGAAUCACUGGAGCACAUAUAUAACAGAAGAUGAUUUCAAAUUCAUGUCAGAAAAUGGGUUAAAUGCGGUCAGAAUUCCUGUGGGAUGGUGGAUAGCUAAGGACCCAACACCACCUAAGCCAUUUGUUGGAGGAUCCUUAAAAACACUUGACAUUGCUUUCACAUGGGCACAAAAAUAUGGAAUGAAAGUUAUUGUGGACCUGCAUGCUGCACCGGCUUCGCAAAAUGGAAGAGCUCAUAGUGCAACAAGAGAUGGAUAUCUAGAAUGGGGAGAUUCUAGCAUUCCUGAUACCGUCGCAACCAUAGACUUCUUAGCUCAAAGAUAUGGCGAGAGGCCGAAUUUAAUUGGAAUACAACUGAUGAAUGAGCCUCAAGGAGUUAAUUUGGAAAGUCUUAAAAAGUAUUAUAAAGCUGGUUAUGAUGCUGUGAGGAAACACACAUCAAGUGCUUAUGUGAUAAUGUCAAACCCUCUUGAUAGAGAUUCAAGAGUGCUUCUACCGUUUGUUAAGGCUUUUGAUAAAGUUGUCAUUGAUGUCCAUUACUACAAUUUGUUUUCGGAUAAGUUCUCAAAUAUGAAUGUGAAGCAGAACAUUGAUUAUAUUAAACAUCAAAGAGCUUCUGAGCUUAGUUCUCUGACCACAUCAAAUGGACCUCUCAUCUUUGUUGGGGAAUGGACUGGUGAUUGGAAGGUUCAGAAUGCAACAAAACAAGAUUUUCAAAAUUUUAUGAAUGUACAAGUGGAGGUAUACUCUCAUGCUAAAUUUGGAUGGGCUUAUUGGGCUUACAAAUGUGACUCUAAUAAUUGGAACCUUAAGUGGUUGCUUAAUAAUAAUUAUGUUAAGCUUUAA
This is a messenger RNA of Vicia faba (fava bean), 1536 nucleotides long. NCBI's taxonomy places the organism in Eukaryota, Viridiplantae, Streptophyta, Magnoliopsida, Fabales, Fabaceae. The record is from the annotation of a GenBank genome assembly.